GAAUAAUUUCACAACGGUCGAUGUUAAUGUAUAGUUAACAAUAAUUAAAUCACGUAAUUUUGAUAAGAGGUUGCGGAAAAUGGGUGCAAUGAAAGAAAUUGAAGAUAGUGGCCAAUUGAAGAAAGAACGAAGAAAUACUUUGCCAGUGGUUAUAGAUAAAGCAAAUUUCGAAGAAGCCAUCGUAGCAACUGGAUUCGGAAAGUUCAACAUAAUUUUAUUGUUUUCUAUCAUACCUUCCUCAUUUUCACAAGCAUGCGAGCAAAUGGCGCUCUCCUAUGUCCUACCAGUAGCAGAAUGCGACCUUGAACUGACCUUGGCGCAAAAAGGCUUGUUAAAUGCAGUCACUUAUGCAGGCAUGAUAUCAAGUGGUCCGUUUUUUGGAAUCAUCUGCGACACAUUUGGCCGAAAGAAGUUAAUCAUCUACGGUUACUUUGUACACUUUUUAUGUUCCAUUGCAGCGGCUUCUUCGACGAGCGUUCUGCAAAUGAUGAUAGCCAAAUUUUUUUGUGGAUUUGUGUUUAAUGGUCCAUUUUCGGCAACAACUACAUAUUUAACAGAGUUCCAUUCGUCUGAAUAUAGAGCUAGAGUACAGCUUAUUAGAGGAGUCACUUAUGCUUUAGGAUUUUUAUUGUUAUCAGGAGCCGCUUGGUUGGUACUGCCUACAGCUUUCAGCAUAACCAUAUUCGGAUCACUCAAUAUACAUUCCUGGAAUCUAUUUCUGUUAUGUUGCGCCUGCUCACCUUUAUCAGCUUCAAUACUGUUCACAUUCAUGCCAGAAAGUCCAAAAUUCCUGAUGAGCAUCGGUAGAAACGAAGACGCCCUCAAAGUGUUCCAAAGUGUUUACAGCAUGAACUCAGGAAGACCGAAAACAGAUUUCCCUGUAAAGCAACUGAUCAGCGAGUUAAAAGGCGAAGACACAGUUAAAGAUAAAAGUGUUAAAGAAUUCAUCAGCAAAGGUUGGGCAAGAAUCUCUCCUGUGUUUUUACCACCCUAUAUUUACAGACUGGCAUUGGCAUGUACUGCAGCCAUGACUAUCUUAACUGGAUUGCACACCAUAAAAUUGUGGGUGCCUCAAAUCUUGCAACUAGCCAAUGAUUACCAGCAAGCCCACAAUGGAUCCAGCACAAAUGUUUGCGGCAUCAUGAGUAUUUUGACGGAAAAUAAGACCGGGUCUGAGAAUGAGACUUGUCAUGUGACAACAGAAAAUUCAUUCGUCUACAGCAAUUCCAUGAUUAUUAAUGGGGUUGGAAUGGGUUUUUUCAUUAUAUCCGGAUUUUUUGUGAAUUUGUUGGGAAAAAAGAACAUUAUGAGAGUUUUGACAGCAGCUGCGUCAGUAUCUGCAAUAGGAUUAUAUUUUGCUCCGAAUUCCGCGGUUUUGAUAUCAUUAUUCAGCGUGUAUAUUUCCUGCCUGGAUCUUACAGGCGUGAUGGCUAUGACAAUUACUUUGGAGAUGUUCCCAACGCAUUUUAGGGCCAUUGCUCUUUCGUUUCAUCUGAUGUUUGCUAGAGUAGGAUCAUUAUCAGCAAAUCUGCUCUUUUCCACUCUUGUUGGAGCAGGAUGUCUAACUCCAUUCCUGUUUUGCUGUUUGUUGACAGCAGCUCUACCUUUUCUUAUCACUUUGUAUCCAAACACAGAAAACAAGGCGCUUAUGUGAUAAGUAGAUUAUUAUGAAAAAAUUAUACUAAGUCAGUGUCAGUGGAUGUGAUUUGAUUUUAAGAUUAAUUUUUACUGUAAAUUAAACGCACCUU
Psylliodes chrysocephalus is the source of this 1748-nucleotide messenger RNA. The record is from the annotation of a GenBank genome assembly. Lineage: Eukaryota; Metazoa; Arthropoda; Insecta; Coleoptera; Chrysomelidae.